Messenger RNA from Ceraceosorus bombacis, 616 nucleotides. Lineage: Eukaryota; Fungi; Basidiomycota; Exobasidiomycetes; Ceraceosorales; Ceraceosoraceae. The record is from the annotation of a GenBank genome assembly.
AUGUCGACGAUCGGAGCCAACGCAGCUGAUUCGAGGCAAGAGCCAGAAGGCGUGAUUCGACCGGACGCGGAGGGCAACGCCACUCUGCAAGAUUCUUCCACUCAUCAGACUUCUGGCACAGGUGCUGGAGGAGCAGCGGGUCUCUCUGCUUCGGCUGCCAACGAUCCAGACGUGCCCGCUUCCGCUAAAGACGCCUCCAUCUAUGGCACAAUCCCGGGAGAGGGAGUGGGAUUCAAGGAGCAGGUGCAAGGUGAGUCAGUUGGUUCUUCUGCGCCCCGUAAACGACCAAACCGUGCUUCUUGCAAUUGCAGUGAAUGUGCCCUCGUGGGAUCUGAGUAUUUUCCUCUUCAGAGGAGCUCAGGCUGACUGCUGCUUUCUGCCAAUGCAUGCGUCCUUCUCUCCUGCUGACUAGGUCAUGCCAAGUACUUUGCGGGCAAAUUGACGGGCAACGACAAGGAGGUGCAACAGGGUGCAGCGAGGUGAGAAGCGAGACGAGCGCCUUGUUGGAGCUUGAUGUUCGCCUCACGCACAGCAGAGGUGCCACGCGCCUGCCCAUUGACACUGUCUACGCUUUCUGUCUCUCAGGGUUCGCGGCGUGGAAGAGCCUCAGCAGUGA